CGGCAGAGCUCCUCAGUUCAGAUGUGGUUAGGAGACAGUCCAGGUUGUCUCUCCUCCUCUUCCUCCUCCUCCUCCCCUCCUCCUCAUCCAUCCAUCCUCCUGCGCUCUUUGGACAGCCGCGUCUCCGCGCGCAUCGCUCCAGCUGCCCCACACCUCCUCCUGCUUCAGCAGCGUGCUCCAGCUCGGAGGCUACUCUCGGUCUGAGCAUCAUGCCUGGCUCAAAGGCUCUCAGUAGCGAGCAUCUGUAGCGUUCAAAACGGAGACAGAUCGUGGGUGGGGGGGGGCUCGGAGCCGGAGCUGAUCGCUGCCAGCGGCGCGCCUCUGCGCAAUGGAUUUACUGMUGCUGGGAAGUUGGAUUUAAGAGGGGAGAAAAAGCUUUGUGGAUCCGUCUGCAGCGGACAGGAUGGGGGGGCAUCUUUAGAGAGGCGCUUUGGAAUCACACACACACACAAAGGAAAUGCACAGAGCGUGGAUAUUCUUCUUUUUCAUAGAAGAGGGUUUUGCUCUGGCGCAGAGAACCAAAGAUUCUCUGGGUGACCCUGGCGGUCUGAAACCUAACCAGAACGACUGCGGCACGUGGGUGCGCAACAUCAAUGGCGGGGUGUUCAUGUCGCCGAACUACCCCAACACUUAUCCUCCCAACAAGGAGUGUGUUUACAUCUUGGAAGCUCUCCCCAGACAAAGGAUUCAGCUGGCUUUUGAUAAAAAUUACUACAUCGAGCCAUCGUUCGAGUGUCGCUUUGAUCACAUCGAAAUACGUGAUGGGCCGUUUGGGUUCUCGCCGCUCAUUGAUCGCUUCUGCGGUGGAAAGAAUCCGGGCCUCGUUACAUCCACGGGGCGUUUCAUGUGGGUCAAGUUCACCAGUGACGAGGAGCUGGAAGGCCUCGGCUUUCGCAUCAAGUACACCUUUAUUGCAGACCCUGAUUUCCAUCUGCACGUGGGCGGACUGCUGAAUCCAAUUCCAGACUGUCAGUUUGAAAUUGGCGGAUGGGAUGGGAUUAUUCGCUCCAGUCAGGUGGAAGARGAAGAACGAGUGAAGCCUGGUGAUGCUCUGGACUGUAUCUGGACCAUAAGAGCUCCUCCUAAGUCCAAGAUCUACCUGCGCUUCAUUGACUACCAGAUGGAACACUCGAACGAGUGCAAGAAGAACUUUGUGGCCGUGUACGACGGCAGCAGCGCCAUCGAGAACCUUAAGGCCAAGUUCUGCAGCACGGUGGCCAAUGACCUGAUGUUGGACAAUGGUGUGGGAGUCGUACGAAUGUGGGCCGAUGAGAAAAGCAGACUUAGUCGUUUCCGAAUGCUUUUUACCUCUUAUAUUGACCCUCCCUGUACAGCCAGUACAUUUUUCUGCCACAGCAACAUGUGUAUUAACAACACGCUGGUGUGCAACGGCAUUCAGAACUGCGUCUAUCCAUGGGACGAAAACCACUGCAAAGAGAAGCGUGCUAAGGGUCUUUUCCAUCAGAUCACUAAGACACACGGGACCGUUAUUGGUGUGUCUUCGGGCAUAGUUCUCGUUCUUCUUAUAAUCUCUAUUCUUGUCCAGAUGAAGCAGCCAAGGAAAAAGGUUGUGGCUCGGCGGCCUGGCGUCUUCAACAAAGCUGGAUUCCAGGAGGUCUUCGACCCACCCCACUACGAGCUCUUCUCCCUCCGCGACAAGGAGAUGUCCUCAGACCUGGCUGACCUCUCCGAGGAGCUGGACAGCUUCCAUAAGAUGCGGCGCUCCUCCACCAUGUCCCGCUGUGUCCACGAGCACCACUGCGGCUCACAAGGCUCUGUGGCAACAGGCAGCGGCAGCGUGAAGCACAGCCGGACCACCCUGAGCUCCAUGGAGCUGUCCUACCACAAUGACUUCUCCAAGCCCCCUCCCAUGAAGACGUUCAACUCGACCUCCACCUACAAGAAGAGCUGCUACGGCUACAAGCAGCACGCACAGACUCACGACUGCGACCAGCAGGUCAUCGAGGACCGCGUCACCGAGGAGAUCCCGUGUGAGAUUUACGGGCGUGGCGCGACGGGACUGGGAGGCGGAGCCACAGGCGCAGGGGCGAUGGGAGGAGGGGGUGCGUCCGGGAUCGCCGGCGGAGGGAUCGGAGGAGCCGUGGGGAUCACCGGAGGCGUGGCCAUGUCUGGUGGGAUGGGCAUAGCGGGAGGCAUUAGUAUGGCAGGACCCAGUGGCAUCGCUGGAGGCAUUGGUGGUGGGAUGGCAGGAGCCUGUGGGACCCUCAGUAUUCGUGGCAACAGCGCUCGCAACAGUACCACCCUAGUUGACCCCCAACAGCGCUCCAUAUCCAUGGACUUCUAGAUGGAGAAAGGGGAACGAAAUGCAGGCAGACCUCGAAACAAAGAAAACUGAUCACCCCUGCUUCCUUUCAUUCGGUCGUCACGCAACAUUUACAGAUUUUUUUGUUAGUUUAACACUCCCUUAUAGUCUGACGGAGGCUAAAUGGGAGAAACUGAGGAAAUAUAAGAACAACAAAACUGAGGAAACUACAGAUCAUUCUCUAUGUGAUUUAAAGUGAAGACGGUGCGCUGUCCCGUCAUUAGAGACAACCAGAACAUGUUCUCGCAUGUACACCCAAACUGAUCUGUUUGGUUCCUUCAACAACUCAGAAAAGCUGUAACAGACUGAGAUUUGACAUUUAUUUACCUGCCAUGCACAAAUAUACAAUCUAUAGUGCAUAUUCUAAUAAAUUAUUUAAGUCUUUUUUUUGUCAGUGUACUGUACUAUUACAACCAGUGUCUAUCCAGCCUCAUGGUGAUGCUUGGCUUCUAACUCUUUGAUUUCAAUUGUUGCUUAUGAAGGUAGAUUAUCAGUGACAUGUUGUGUUGAGGACGAUGAGAAAGUUACUCUUGUCAAAAAUGAUAAUAAAAUAUGAUGAUUAUGACAAUGUUAUAUUAUAAUAUCACCCUGURGUUUUCAUGGUUACCUCACACAAACAGGGGAUAUGCUUCACUCUCUCCUCAGGAUGAGCACAUGAAGAGACUCUUAUUUUGGUAAAUAAAUUUAAAAAAAAAUACAGGGAAAAAAAAUCUAUUUCUGCUGUGAGUUUUGUGGCGUCCAGAGACUCAGGUCAUGAGAAUGGAAAAUAAAGUGUAUGUUUUUGAAGCCUAAAAUGAAUCAAAAGCAAUCAUUUUGACCCCACCCUGCUUAUGAAAUGAAAAAAAGAAACAUUUUGAUUUGAUUAUUUCCCCUUUGACCUGAGUGUGUAAUACAAGCACAACCUGUUCCCCUGAGUGACACAUGUAGCCUGUAUUAGACUCAUUUCUGAUUUUUAACCACUGGUUGUAUAAUUUCAUUCUGUUGAAUUAAACAAGAGUUUACUCACA
Austrofundulus limnaeus is the source of this 3330-nucleotide messenger RNA. RefSeq names its product neuropilin (NRP) and tolloid (TLL)-like 2a (gene neto2a). The transcript is spliced from 10 exons. Lineage: Eukaryota; Metazoa; Chordata; Actinopteri; Cyprinodontiformes; Rivulidae. Bases 458 to 2305 code for a protein of 615 amino acids. Gene Ontology annotation, cellular component: postsynaptic density. Gene Ontology annotation, molecular function: ionotropic glutamate receptor binding. The record is from RefSeq and is a predicted model, not a curated record.